AUGUUCCUGAUCACACACCAUGUGGUUGAAGUGCAUGACUGGGAAAAUACCUUCCAACUUGUCAAGUUCAUCGCAGUGGUUCUUCUUGGGCUUGUUGUCCACGGGGUGAUGCUUCUUCCUCUGAUCUUCUUCCUGUGUACCAGACGUAGUCCCAUGACUAUGAUCAAGGGCAUCAGUCCUGCCUUACUGACAGCACUCCUCACUUCAUCCAGUUGUGUCUCACUGUCGCACACUUUCAAGUGCUGCGAGGAGCGGCUCGGGAUAGACAAAAGAAUCACUCGCCUGAUGCUGCCCAUUGGGACAAACAUCAACAUGAAUGGAACUGCACUCUAUGAAGUGGUCGCCACAGUUUCCAUCGCCCAACUCAACCAGAGCCAUCUCAAUUUGGGCCAGUUGAUCACUGUUUUGGUGACAUCAGCAGUGUCCAGCGUAGGAGCAGCAGGAAUCCCGGCGACAGGAGCAGCGACCACUUUCAUUGUCCUGUUGGCGGUUGGUUUGCCUGCCAAUGAGGUCACCACUCUGGUGGUCAUAGAAUGGAUCCUGUAA
Messenger RNA from Notolabrus celidotus (New Zealand spotty), 546 nucleotides. Its product is annotated as excitatory amino acid transporter 3-like. NCBI's taxonomy places the organism in Eukaryota, Metazoa, Chordata, Actinopteri, Labriformes, Labridae. The record is from RefSeq and is a predicted model, not a curated record. The coding region runs from base 1 to 546 and encodes 181 amino acids. Gene Ontology annotation, cellular component: plasma membrane. Gene Ontology annotation, biological process: L-glutamate transmembrane transport. Gene Ontology annotation, molecular function: L-glutamate transmembrane transporter activity; glutamate:sodium symporter activity; neutral L-amino acid transmembrane transporter activity. The transcript is spliced from 4 exons.